UGACAGGAGGCUGUCCUUUACUAUCCGAGCUAGCAUGGACGAGCUAACCAGCAUUUCACACCCUUUGCAUUAACUGCGAAGUUAUCGGUCCUGUGCUUUUGCGGCCCCCCCUUCCCCUCUCAGGUCAGAGCUGAGGGUUGGGGUCAGCUCCUUGGCUAAUGUCGCACGUUCCCAGUGAAGAGGGGGGUCUAUCUGAGGCUGCCCCAGAUGUCAACAACCAAGACCUGCUAGAUAACCCUGCUCAGAAAACAGGGAACGCACCUGAGGAUCAGGUGCCGCAUGUGGUGGAUGAGGCCUCUCCUUCUUCCACAUCUUCAUUUGAGCUGCUGGACAUGGAUUCGGCCCCAGCUACUUAUCGAGAAGUGCAGCCUCACUGGUUCUUCUGUCCACGGGGCGAAGAUAACACAACGUGGCUUCCUUUCAGCAGAGAAGACUCCGACAAACUAGAGAACGCCCUCAACACUGUUGGAGACAAGGAGGGGGAUGAGGUGGUGAUAGCUGUGGAUGGAGAGCGGUAUGACGUACAUGUCAGGGAGAGGAAGCGCUACGCUGUGUAUUGGGAGCAGGGUCCCACUGAAGUACGCCGCUGCUCCUGGUUCUACAAAGGAGACAAAGACACCAAGUUCAUGCCUUACCCCGAGGACUUCUGCAAGCGCCUGGAGGAGGCCUAUAUGGUUGCAGUCACCUUGAAUGAAUGGAAGACGAAGCUGGAGUUUCCCUCUGGAGAAACUGUCAUCUUACACAAUCCCAAACUGAUAAUGCAGUAUCAGGCAGUAGGAUUGCAGGAUGAGUGGCAGUCGUCCCCCUCGGAGCAGACCCGGCCUCGCACACUCAAAAGGGGAGUGGGCAACAUCACUGUAGAAAUACCUGAAGGUGAACCAGAAAAGGUUGACCAUCUAGUCUUUAUGGUCCAUGGCAUCGGCCCGGCAUGUGACCUGCGCUUCAGAUCCAUCAUACAGUGUGUAAAUGACUUCAGGAGUGCUUCCCUGUCCCUCCUGGGCUCUCACUAUAAGCGCGCCCAGCAGGACGGACAGGUAGGGAGGGUGGAGUUCCUCCCGGUGAACUGGCACAGCGCUUUACACGGAGAUGCCACUGGUGUGGAUGAGGACAUCCAGAGGAUCACGCUGCCGAGCAUCAGCAGGCUAAGACAUUUCACCAACGACACUCUGCUGGACCUGUUUUUCUAUAACAGCCCCACCUACUGUCAGACCAUCGUGGACACAGUGGCCUCAGAGAUCAACAAGCUCCACACCCUCUUUAAACAGAGACACUCAGGCUUCAACGGAGCCAUUUCAGUGGUGGGCCAUAGCCUGGGUUCUCUGAUCCUGUUUGACCUGUUAACCAAUCAAAGGAAUGGAUCAAAUGCCAGACAGGGGGUUCUCUCUGGUGAAUCCUUGCACCACGACACGCUGCAGGACACUCUGACCAGACUGGGCCUGCAGCAGUACCUGGACACACUGCAGGCAGAGAACCUAGACCUGGAAUCAUUGGCUCUCUGCCAAGACUCUGAUCUCAAAGAUUUAGGAAUUCCUCUUGGCCCUCGGAAGAAGCUCCUGAACUACAUCAGAAAGAAAUGGCUUUCAGAGGAUAGUAAGAACCGUGCUGGACGUCUGCCUCCAGGAAUACAAGUUCAGCCUGAAGGUAGCAGCGAUCAAGAUGGUAACCAAUCUUCAGCAGCGUCUAAGAGGAGGGCUCACUUCCACAGGGCGCAGUCCGUCACCAGUGCUGUAGAGUACGAAUACUUCGACGUCGGCAUUGGACAGACCAAUGGAGGCAUAGCCAAGGGACAGGUAUCCAUCAACUACCCACAGCUGGCUUUCCAUCCGCAAACAUUUUUUGCUUUUGGCUCUCCGAUUGGGAUGUUCCUGACUGUGCGUGGGCUGAAACACAUUGAUCCCAAUUACAGCUUCCCAACCUGCAAGAGCUUUUACAACAUCUACCACCCGUUCGACCCUGUAGCCUAUCGGAUAGAGCCCAUGAUUGUGACAGAGGUGGAUCUGGAGCCCAUGCUGAUCCCUCACCAUAAAGGCCGCAAGAGAAUGCACCUGGAACUGAAGGACAGCUUGACCCGUAUGAGCAUGGAUUUGAAGAACAAUGUUUUUGGAUCAUUACGGACGGCGUGGCAGUCCUUCGCCAGGAUCCCCGUGGCUGCACUUCCCCCAUUGGACGAAGCAAACACUACAAUAGAGAACGACCUCCAAGAGUCACAGGCCUCAGCGGCAGUCUCUGCUUCUGCUAAGAGGGAAGAGCAAAGGGCUGAUUUUUGGACUAAAGUACUGGAAUGGCCCAGGGCCCUUCAUAAGUAUAACUUACAAGGAACAUGUGAGGAGGCAGAGUCCUCAGAAUCAGCAGAGCAGAGGGAGCAGCCUGAGAUUAAAGUGGGGAUGUUGAACGAAGGAAGAAGGAUCGACUACGUACUUCAAGAAAAACCCAUUGAGAGCUUCAACGAGUACCUGUUUGCUAUCCAGUCUCAUCUGUGUUACUGGGAAUCGGAGGACACUGCUCUCCUGCUGCUAAAGGAGAUCUACGACAAGCUAGGUGUAGCCUUUGAACAGCCACAACAGUAAUAAAGUUUUUUGAAUGUAGACUUGAUUUUAACUUGACAGCUACCUGAAAGGGAGACAGUGAAGGACAGAUGUCAGAGGCUGCACAAUCCUCUCCCAGAAUGCCUUAUUGUCCGGGUGUCACCAGACUGCCCCGCCCUCCCUGACAAUAGAGACUGUUAAACUGCAGUCAGGCAGGGUAUCAGUCAACCUUCAUUUGAGGUAGCCGGGGCUUCUUGGUGCUGCAGGACUAAUGUCUGAUAGUUGUUUUAAAUCCACCUGAACAUCUCGGUCAUUUUCAUUUCAUUUCAAACCGCUCCUGAUCGCACUUUUCUGUCUACACCAAGUCAUUUUUCUUUUACAUACCUUUGCACUUUUAUUUUCCAACAGUUGUUGACAUAUCAUGAGUACAGCUGCAGCUGAAAAGUAAAAUAAUCAUCAUGAUAACCAGAAGAUACACACAGUUGGAAAAACCGAAUAUCAAUGUAUUUGACGACAAAAAAGAUCCUUAAAAAUGACCCGAAUAUAUACAGUGUGUGUAUAAAUGAAAUAGAUUAUUAUUUAUUUCCCAGCCCUAUGUACAUCCUUGAAAAGUCAGAAAUGUAGAACUAUGAACAUAAUUUAAGUGGCAAUAGACACUUUUUUUGCUUUAAUUGAUUAUUAUAAAAUGUAUAUUGAUUACACCAUGUAGAAUGUAUAGUUUGACUAUCGGCAUUACAUUGGUUUCUUAUUAGCCUCGUUUUAACUAUGCAAAACUGACUGAUUAGAUCUCCUGGCCAAAUGAAAGCUUGAUUUACAGCAAGACGUGAAAUAUUGCCCACUUUUUCGGAGUGUAACGUUAAAAAGUCACUGAAAGUUGCCAGAUGACAUCCUACACUCAUUUGCAUUUUGGUAACAUCAUUGUGGAAUCAUUUGCAUGUUUUCGCCUGCACAAAGUGCAAGAGGAGAGUGAGCAAUCGUAUGUUGUUGGUAGAAUAACUGUUGUUAUUAGUAGGCUCUAUAAAAGGGAAUCAAAAUCUAGUUGUCUCUUUAUUGAAUAAGUGCAAUCAACCUUUAAAACACAAAUUCAGAACAGCUGCACAAACAAUAAUUCAACUUUUAAACAAUGAAAAGUUGUCUAUUUGCCACUUUAAGUGUUUAAACUUGAACAAGGAAGCUCUCCUUUAGCCUAACAUUCAACCUUACCUUUAUAAAUAAGCAGGUCUGCUGGUUUUAUUUCGAUGACAAUAAAAUUGUUUAGGUUUUGAAGGGAAAUGAAUAUUGAUAAUUUGUCUACUGGCAGCUAUAUUUCCUUUCUGUCAAAAGUAAGGCCCAAUUUAAACCCAAUAUUACACCUACAUACAUUUGUGCAAUAUUACAACAAUGUAGAUGUGACUUAUUUUUCAUUUCACAGGCGUGGUCCACAAUUCUACUUCAACUAAUAAUAUGUUUACUUGCAAUGUGUAUUUUAUUUUUUCAGUUUAUUUUUGUUUGUUUUUAGUUUAAACCAAUCUAUAUUCUAAAAUAAGGGAUCCUGAUGAAUAUUUGUGUCAGAAAUGAUCAAGGGAUGCAGGGGAAUUAAAAGGACAAGCUUGUGUGUAUGUAUGUUCAGAAAGGCCAGCUCUAUCUCUCUGAGGUCUGUGCCAUUCAUUCCUUCUGUCUGUGUCUCCCAAUAAGAGUGUAUUCUUUAUCCCAAAACAUGGUUAAUCCCAAUACAGAGUGGCAUCUCAGAUACAUAAUUCUAACUUUUGUAUUAUCUAAGGGCCAAAUGCUACAUGUUUCUCUCAACUGUUCCUUUGUAUCAAGGAAUUGUAAAGUCAUAUUCUGUACUGCAUGCACUUUUCAUAAUGUAACAGAAGGGUUUCUCAACAGUUUCUGAUCCUGACCUUAAUCUAAGGAACAGAAAUUAUUUUCACAAACCCAGCAAUAAGGAGAGUUAUCACUUUUAAUUUGAUUAAAUUGAGUAUGUUACCUUGAUUAUAUAGAAAUUAUGUUGCAAUGCAUAUCAAUUUAUUUUUGUCUAAAAAUAUACACAACAAAUAUCAAUGUGUCAGUGAUAUCACACAUCUGCACCAUCAAGCAACAUGGGGUACAGACUAAAACGUUGACAAGCAGGGUGUUUUAGUAUUUAAACUUUACAAAACAACCCAUACGAUAUGCACUGUCAGGGCAACACAGCCCAAGCACUAGAGCUCCGCACAAAACAUGAAGAAACCUCACAAGGUUGUUCAUUUUCUUCCAAUAAGUUGCACUGAAUAUGAAUGAUCAUUGAACAUCACCCGUGUCUCUGUCAUGUCCGUUUCAGUAAAACAGGACUUAAAGUCACGAACUCCUCUUCCUUGACAUGAGUACUGUUUUUGCACUUGAUACUUAAAUAUUUAAAUAACCAAAAAAAAUGUUCUCAUUUCUAAAUACACACCCUAUGAUAACAUGUUGUGUGUGCCAUAAUAAAAACUUUACAAGUC
Notothenia coriiceps (black rockcod) is the source of this 4987-nucleotide messenger RNA. It is a transcript of the gene ddhd2, whose product is annotated as DDHD domain containing 2. The record is from RefSeq and is a predicted model, not a curated record. Bases 159 to 2567 code for a protein of 802 amino acids. Gene Ontology annotation, cellular component: cytoplasm; COPII-coated ER to Golgi transport vesicle. The transcript has 20 exons. Gene Ontology annotation, molecular function: triacylglycerol lipase activity; protein binding; glycerophospholipase activity. NCBI's taxonomy places the organism in Eukaryota, Metazoa, Chordata, Actinopteri, Perciformes, Nototheniidae.